Molecule: messenger RNA, 3023 nt
Organism: Zootermopsis nevadensis
Lineage: Eukaryota; Metazoa; Arthropoda; Insecta; Blattodea; Termopsidae
Gene: AspRS
Product: aspartyl-tRNA synthetase
Biological process (GO): aspartyl-tRNA aminoacylation
Cellular component (GO): cytoplasm; aminoacyl-tRNA synthetase multienzyme complex; cytosol
Molecular function (GO): RNA binding; aspartate-tRNA ligase activity; ATP binding
Source: RefSeq, a predicted model, not a curated record
CCACUUGUAGCUUACGUCACUGUUGUUCAGUAGCUCAUUAAGUUAUGGACAGCCAUGCGUUUACCCUAACGUUAAUAUUUCAUCAUCUAUAUUUUACAUAUCGUAAUUUGUGAAGGAACAAGAAAUUGAGGAUUGAUGCAAGACGGUUCUAUUCCGUCAAAUUGUUCUGUAUAAAGAAAUAUAAAUAUCUGUGAUUAUGGUUGUUGAUAUUAAUGCAGAGGAUUUGGCUUCAGCAGGAGAUCAUGCAAAGUCUAAGAAAGCUCUGAAGAAAGAGGCAAAGGAUGCUGCUAAAGCUGCCAAGAAGGAAGAAAGAAAGGCUUUGAAUGCCAGUCAACAGCAAGAUACGGGAGAUAGUGAUGACUACUCUACAGGAAGGUAUGGCCAACAUCCUAUGGUACAAAGUGCAGACAUAAUCAAACGAGAGUUUGUGCAUGUUAGGCAGCUGGAAUCCAAUCUUGCAGAGACAACAGUAUGGGUGCGUGGUCGGCUUCACACCAGUAGAGCUAAAGGUAAGCAAUGUUUCAUUGUGCUCCGCCAGCAGCAGUACACUGUACAGUGCAUCAUCGCUGUCAAUGAAGUGGUUAGCAAGCUGAUGGUCAAGUUUGCUUCCAAUAUCACAAAGGAGUCUAUUGUGGAUGUAGAAGCAGUAGUCCGUGUAGUGGGCUCCAAGAUUGAGAGCUGUAGCCAGAAGAAUGUUGAGCUCCAUGUGACACAGCUGUUCACAGUAUCCUCUGCAAAGAGUCAGUUGCCCCUCCUCAUUGAGGACGCAGCCCGUCCUGUCAAGGAAGAUGAGGAUCCAGAAGGUCUGAACAUCCGAGUGAACCAGGACACGCGACUGGACAACCGAGUGCUUGAUCUAAGGACCCCAGCCAACCAGGCUAUCUUCCGCCUUGAGGCUGGUGUAUGCAAGCUGUUCAGAGAUAUCCUUACAGAAAAGGGUUUUUUGGAGAUCCAUACUCCAAAGAUCAUUUCAGCAGCAAGUGAGGGUGGGGCCAACGUGUUCACAGUGUCGUACUUCAAGGGAUCUGCAUAUCUUGCUCAGAGUCCACAACUGUACAAACAGAUGGCAAUAGCAGCUGACUUUGAUAAGGUGUUCACCAUUGGAGCUGUAUUUCGAGCAGAGGACAGCAAUACACACCGUCAUCUUACUGAGUUUGUGGGCCUGGACCUGGAGAUGGCAUUCAAGUACCACUACCACGAGGUCCUUGACACCAUUGGCGACACCUUCACACAGAUGUUCAAAGGACUUCGUGACAGAUACGCUGAUGAGAUUGCUGGCGUUGGACAGCAGUUUGCAGUUGAACCCUUCAAAUUCCUGGACCCUCCACUUAAGCUGGAGUUUGCAACAGCAGUGGCAAUGCUGCGAGAGGCAGGAGUAAACAUGGGAGAUGAGGAUGACCUCAGUACACCGGAUGAGAAGCUGCUUGGCCGGCUUAUCAAAGCUAAAUAUGACACUGACUUCUAUAUCCUGGAUAAAUACCCAUUGGCAGUGCGACCAUUCUACACAAUGCCAGACCCAAAGGACAAUAAAAAGUCCAAUUCAUAUGACAUAUUUAUGAGGGGGGAGGAAAUUAUGUCUGGGGCACAGCGAAUCCAUGACCCAGAAUUCCUCACUGAGCGAGCAAAAGUUCAUGGUGUUGAUCUUGAGAAGAUUAAGGCAUACAUAGAUUCCUUCCGUUUCGGCUGUCCUCCUCAUGCAGGUGGUGGUAUUGGACUGGAAAGAGUUGUCAUGUUGUAUUUAGGUUUAGACAACAUCCGGAAAACGUCGAUGUUUCCACGUGACCCCAAAAGAAUAACUCCAUAAACAUGCAUGAAUCAGAAAGGCAAUGUUUUGUAAGUUCCACUCACCAAUGUAGUGAAUCAUAGGGAAAUAAUACUUUUGAGAUUUUGAUAUCUGUACUAUAUUAUAAUGAAAAUUGUGCUGCAGGCACCUUCAGAAUUACAAUAACUAAAGUUGAAUAUGGCUACAUUGCAGUCUAAAUUCUGGAGUGAAACAAGGGUUCAUGUUGAAGUAUAAUUUGCAUAAUGGACCCAUACUGAAAUGAACCCAUGGAAUGUGGAUGGUUUAACUGAGAGGGAUGCAGCCCUUGAAACCAAUUAGAUAUGCCCAUGAAAAUUUGAGUAAUCUACUGAUCUUUGGUUUCAAAUGGGUAUUUUUCUUCAGUCAAACAUAUUUAAGCUUAAAAUACUUGCUUAUUUAGUAGUAUGUUAGAUUUUCACAGCAGUGAGUCUGAAUAUGGCUGUCUUCUAGGUUGUAGCACCAUGAUAAUUUAAGUUUUUGAAUUAAAUGUAUCAGAUAAAUACAAAACGUUCUCAUCCAACCAGUGUCUAUAAUGCAAGUGAGCUACAGCAGAGUGCUCAACCAGCAGGCCACAAGUGUGUUUUGUGCAGCCAACAUAUAUUUAUUGUGAUAUUGAGUUACCCUAUAUGAUGAAUAGUAGUUACUGAUACUGUUCUACUAAUGGCCUCAGUACCAUUUUUAAUAAAUUGUCUUGAAGGUUCAAUAAAUUGUCCACAUUCAUAAUAUUGUUGCCCAUAAGUCAGUAAGCAAGGGUAAAUGGAGCCUUGGGUUUUGAAGAGGUCAAGCACCCCUAAUCGACUGGUUUUCAUUUCCAUUCUGAGAAGUGAAACAUCUGAAAUGUUAUAUUUUUCCAUGUGAUGUUAACACCCAGAAGUCAGGAAAGGCCUUGCAUUAGAUCUCAUUGUAUUUCAGUUCAAUACACAUCCUGUGCUGUUUAAAAUAAUUUAUCCUGUGUAGCUAGCCCUUAUUAGUCAUCAAAGCCUUAGUCGAUGGUGUUUGCAGCCCAGUUAACAUUUUUUCUUAACUAACAGUUACUGUGUAAAAUGCCAAAAUAUGGUUUUCCUCAUAUAGCAGUAUAUUUGUCAUACAAAAUAGUAUGCAUUGUUUUCAGUGGAAUGUUUAAUUUUUGUACACAUUUAAGAUGGCAGUAUAAUAAAACAGAAUGAGACAAAUGUAUGUAUGUGUGUGUGUGGAACUAAUAAAGAUUGGUUUUUAGAAUGUA